AUGGUGAAAGUGCCUCCAACAAAAGCACUCUUGUUGUUCAACACCGCAACCUAUCAAGGCCUUCAGCACACUUCCCACUCUAUCUCCUUCAUCCUAAAUCAUCUCCUUUCCUCUGGCAUGCUACCCCAAGCCCAAUCUCUAAUCCUGCGUCUAAUCUCUGGUCGAAUCCCCUCCUCCUUAAUGCUUCAACUAACACAAGCCCAUUUCACCCCUUGUUCAACCUACACUCCUCUCUAUGACACAGUUGUCAAUGCCUAUGUUCAUUCUCAUUCAACCGACCAAGCCCUCACUUUUCUACACCACAUGAUUCACGAGGGCCAUGUUCCUUUAUCAAACACCUUCAAUAAUCUUCUGUGCUUACUCAUUAGGUCUAAUUAUUUCGAUAAAGCUUGGUGGAUAUUCAAUGAAUUGAAGAGUAAAGUUGUUCUGGAUGCCUACAGUUUUGGGAUUAUGAUCAAGGGUUGUUGUGAAGCUGGUUACUUUGUGAAAGGCUUUCGGCUUUUGGCCAUGCUGGAAGAGUUUGGUUUGUCUCCGAAUGUUGUUAUAUACACUACUUUGAUUGAUGGGUGUUGCAAGGAUGGAAAUGUUAUGCUGGCAAAGAAUUUGUUUUGCAAGAUGAAUAGGUUGGGUUUGGUUCCCAACCCGCAUACUUAUAGUGUGUUAAUGAAUGGGUUUUUCAAGCAAGGACUUCAAAGGGAAGGGUUUCAGAUGUAUGAAAAUAUGAAGCGAAGUGGAAUUGUUCCUAAUGCUUAUGCUUACAAUUGUCUUAUUAGUGAAUAUUGUAACGAUGGGAUGGUGGAUAAAGCUUUUAAGGUGUUCGCUGAAAUGCGUGAGAAAGGUAUUGCAUGUGGGGUUAUGACUUAUAACAUUUUAAUAGGCGGGCUGUGUCGAGGGAAGAAGUUUGGGGAAGCAGUGAAGUUGGUUCAUAAAGUCAACAAAGUUGGUCUUAGUCCUAACAUAGUUACGUACAACAUACUGAUCAAUGGGUUUUGCGAUGUUAGAAAAAUGGACAGUGCUGUUAGAUUAUUCAAUCAGUUGAAGUCAAGUGGACUAUCGCCAACGUUAGUGACUUAUAAUACUUUGAUUGCAGGGUAUUCUAAGGUUGAGAAUUUAGCAGGAGCUCUUGACUUGGUCAAGGAAAUGGAAGAGAGAUGCAUUGCUCCUUCCAAAGUGACAUAUACGAUUCUAAUUGAUGCCUUUGCGAGACUAAAUCAUACGGAGAAAGCUAGCGAGAUGCUUUCUUUAAUGGAGAAGUCUGGUUUGGUUCCAGAUGUUUACACAUACAGUGUCCUACUUCAUGGGUUAUGUGUGCAUGGUAACAUGAAAGAAGCGUCAAAACUCUUCAAAUCAUUGGGUGAGAUGCACCUCCAACCAAACAGUGUCAUAUAUAAUACCAUGAUUCACGGUUACUGCAAAGAAGGAAGCUCUUAUAGGGCUCUUAGGCUGCUCAAAGAAAUGGUUCACAGUGGAAUGGUUCCAAAUGUGGCCAGUUUUUGUUCAACCAUAGGGCUUCUUUGCCGAGAUGAAAAGUGGAAGGAAGCUGAACUUCUCUUGGGACAGAUGAUAAAUUCAGGACUAAAGCCAUCAGUUUCUUUGUACAAAAUGGUUCACAAAGUCAAGGGUGAUGUUUAG
Glycine soja is the source of this 1632-nucleotide messenger RNA. Its product is annotated as pentatricopeptide repeat-containing protein At4g11690-like. Gene Ontology annotation, molecular function: protein binding. The transcript has a single exon. The coding region runs from base 1 to 1632 and encodes 543 amino acids. Lineage: Eukaryota; Viridiplantae; Streptophyta; Magnoliopsida; Fabales; Fabaceae. The record is from RefSeq and is a predicted model, not a curated record.